AAGUUUUCCUCCUUGUUGUUGUUGUUGUUGUCACCGUGUCUCCUUAUUUAUCACCGUGUUUACUUUAAUAAAAGUUAUUUCAAUAAAGCCACCAUGAGGCGCGCGAGGAGCUCGAGAAGUCAGAGUGCACGAGAGAAAGAAGAAGUCCGGACUCAGACAGUGUGGCAGUGGAAAGGAGAUGAAGGACAGUGGGAACCGUACGCGCCUUCGGCCUGUGCCGUGUUGGACUCGGCCGUCUCUUCGGGACAAACGUCUGUCACUCUGAGCUCGGGCUCUGGGACGGCCUACGAGGUCGACCUGAAGAAGAUGGUCCAGAUAAAUCCUGUCACCAAGUACAAGAGGAAGAUUCGCUCUCAGACCGUAAAAGCAGAGAUUCCGAAUGACGCCGGCGACUCGACUGCUCAUAACGGGAAACCAGCUGAAGUUAAAGAAGAAGAGGCGAGCGAGCAACCUGCAGCUAAGAAGAAGAGAGGGAGCAAGAGUCAGACAAAAACUGAAAAAACACCCAAAGAGGAGAUAAAAAGUGAAGAGGUUGUGAGGACGGUGGUCAUGAAAGGAAAAGCUCCAGUUGACCUCGAAUGCAAAGCCAAACUCGGAAAGGCUCAUGUUUACAACGAGGGGAACGACGUUUACGACGUGAUGCUAAAUCAGACAAAUCUUCAGUUUAACAACAACAAAUAUUACCUGAUCCAGCUGCUGGAAGACGACAGCUCCAAGGCGUACAGUGUGUGGAUGAGAUGGGGCAGAGUGGGUAAAGUUGGUCAAAACAGUCUGACAGCUUGCGGUGGAGACCUGCUGAAAGCCAAAGAUAUCUUCAAGAAAAAGUUCCUCGACAAGACCAAGAAUGAGUGGGAAGGCCGAGCGACUUUUGAGAAGGUAGCUGGAAAAUAUGACAUGGUGUUCAUGGACUACAGCACGAACGACAAGGAGGAGAACCAGACCACCGUGGAUAGUGCACCCAAAAAGAGGACCUCGAAGCUGGAUGUGAAGAUCCAGUCGCUCCUGGAGCUGAUCUGUGACAUCAAGGCGAUGGAGGAGUGUGUGCUGGAGAUGAAGUUUGACACCCGGAAAGCUCCUCUCGGCAAACUGACCUCGGAGCAGAUCCGUGCAGGCUACACGGCGCUGAAGAAAAUCGAGGAGUGUUUGAAGAAGAAGGGCAGCAAUCGUGAGCUGCUGGAGGCGUGCAACCAGUUUUACACCCGCAUCCCUCAUGACUUUGGGUUGAAAACUCCCCCGAUCAUCCGCACAGAAGAUGAGCUGAAGGAAAAAAUAGCACUGUUGGAGGCUCUGAGCGACAUUCAGAUAGCAGUGAAAAUGGUUCAAUCCAGCAAAGACGGUGACGAACAUCCUCUGGACAGACAGUACCGCUCCCUCCAGUGCCAAGUGCAGCCUCUGGAGUCCGGCAGCAAUGAAUACAAGGUGAUAGAAAAGUAUCUACUGUCCACUCACGCACCGACCCAUUCUGACUACACCAUGAGCGUCCUCGACAUCUUCUCGGUGGACAGAGACGGAGAGAGAAACAACUUCCUCUCUCAGUUACACAACAGGACUCUGUUGUGGCACGGUUCCCGUCUGUCCAACUGGGUCGGCAUCCUCAGUAAGGGGCUCCGAGUGGCCCCACCUGAAGCUCCCGUCACUGGUUACAUGUUUGGUAAAGGGAUCUACUUUGCUGACAUGUCGUCAAAGUCCGCCAACUACUGCUUCGCCAGUCAGAACAGCCAGGUCGGACUGCUGCUGCUGUGUGAGGUCGCUCUGGGAGACAGUAACGAGCUGCUGGAUGCCGACUACGAGGCCAACAAUCUGCCUCCUGGAAAACACAGCACCAAGGGACUCGGACAGACCGGACCUGACCCCGAAAACUCAGUGACUCUGGAUGGUGUGACGGUGCCGAUGGGGCCGGGGAAGAAGACCGGGGUGGGUAAACACAACAGUUACUCCCUCCUGUACAACGAGUUCAUUGUUUACAACCCCGCCCAGGUUCGCAUGAGGUACCUGCUGCGCAUCAAGUUCAACUACUCUUCACUGUGGUGAGGCGGCACAAAAAAACAGUUUGACUCUGAGAUCUGGAGACGGGAUGAUACAUCACUUUGUCAGUGCUCAUGUACGCUUAGAGCCAGUCGAGCUCUUUGUUUUUUUGGGAGAUGUUAAACCUGGCGACUUUUUUGAUAAUCAAUUAAUCGUUUUGGUCAUUUUUAUCAAAAAUUUCCGGCUGCAGCUUCUCAAAUUUUUUGCCUUUUGGGUUUUAAAAUGUUGAUUGAAUAAAAGAAGCGGCUUUAAUGCAUCACCUUGGAUGUUUUUCACCAUUUUACGGACAAAAACGAUGAAUUGAUUACACGAGUUGCAGCCCUACAGUGACGUCCACGGUGGGGUUUGAUAGAUCUGAAGUUUAUGCAUAUGUAAAUGAGUAUGUGGAUUUUGAAUUUAAGUAGAAAAAACACUAACCAAACUAGUUUGACUCUUUCUGUGAUGGAUUUUCUCUCAUUAUACGACAUCACAUCUUCGUUCUUUUGAUUCAGAAAAUGAUGUUGGACCAUUUUAAAGUCAUUUCUGAAUGAUACUUGGUUAUUAGAGCCGGGCACGCAGGUUUAACUGUAUCACUGCUGCAGCUUUGGUGAAGGUAAAAGAUGAAGAUGGAUCCAUGUGAGACCAUGUGAGAAUUUUGCACUAUUUUUUUGUAUAUCGUGUACGUCCUCACAUCAGUGUCAGCUGUAAUUGUAUUGUAUGUGACUGAAACGUUAUGAAACUCGAAUGGCCUUAUGGAUCUGUCAGAUUAACGGUCUCUGACUUUAAUUAAUAAUACAGCUUUGACAUGAGCGUUUAUACUGAAUGUUACUGAAUGUGUCGGGUUAACAUGAGACAACAGAUCCAGUUUUUAUAUCAAUUUUUAUUCAUGUGAAACAGAAAAUACAAAACACUGAUGAUUCAUUGUCACGUAAAGAGGAUGCAGCUUCAGUAUAUACAUAUUAAUAAUAACAAUAAAGGACAUUUUCAUUGUG
Messenger RNA from Larimichthys crocea (large yellow croaker), 2996 nucleotides. RefSeq names its product poly (ADP-ribose) polymerase 2 (gene parp2). Gene Ontology annotation, biological process: protein poly-ADP-ribosylation; double-strand break repair. The record is from RefSeq and is a predicted model, not a curated record. Gene Ontology annotation, cellular component: nucleolus. Lineage: Eukaryota; Metazoa; Chordata; Actinopteri; Sciaenidae. The coding region runs from base 94 to 2031 and encodes 645 amino acids. Gene Ontology annotation, molecular function: zinc ion binding; NAD+ poly-ADP-ribosyltransferase activity. The transcript is spliced from 17 exons.